Molecule: messenger RNA, 2442 nt
Organism: Gossypium arboreum
Lineage: Eukaryota; Viridiplantae; Streptophyta; Magnoliopsida; Malvales; Malvaceae
Exons: 3
Coding region: 224-2203 (659 amino acids)
Source: RefSeq, a predicted model, not a curated record
AGAAUCUCUGCUUCUCUGCUUUUGAAACAAACUAGCCGUUGUGUUCCAUUUUUACAUUACCCACCCAUCCCCCCUCAUCAAAUUUUCUUUCACAUUUCCCCAGUCACAAUCUUUUAUCAUUACCAUCCAAGAUUUUGUUGUUUUCCAUUCUAAAACCCUAAACCCCCAUCACAUUCAAUCAAGCUAACAGUAAACGAAACAAAGUAAACAAAAAUUUUCAAUAAUGACAUCAGUUUCCAAAACUUCUUCAUCGUCGAUCCCAUGUAGAACGAACGCUAAUACGAGAAAAUCCGAACUCUGCGACCCCACAAGGAGAAGUUUCAAUGGAAACCCUUUUACAAAGCCGGCUGUUAUCACAAAUCCCAAAGCAUUUAACCUCAACACUCCGGCUAAAAGCCCUUCAGAUUUUGUUCGAAGGUAUUCAACUGGCAGAGAAAGUGUAGCUUCUUUGCGUGAUCCCAACAAGGAGAAUUAUAUAGACCAGAAUCCGAAACCAACAAGACUCAGAUCACCAGCUGUUUCAAAGGGUACAAAGAAUUUCAUGGCACCAACAAUCUCGGCUGCUUCGAAGAUCAAUGCGUCACCUAGAAAGAAAAUCUUGGUAGAGAGAAACGAGCUGGCUCGAUCUUCUGUUUCAUUCUCUGAUGUCAAAAGUCUAAUCAUGCAAGAUAAUGAAUCAACCCCGGAGGUUGCUUUGAAGCCGAAGAAGGUUUCAUUUUCUGAUGUUAAAAGCAUGAUCAUGGAAGAUAAUGAAUGUAAGGAGCCUUUGGAAGGCAAUGCCAAUUCGGUUCAAGUGAUUCCCAGCUUAGAGAUUUGUCCUAAAGUUUCGAUUUUAGCACCACUUGAUGCAGAUCCAUUGAUGCUUCCUCAUGACCCCCAAACCAAUUACCUUUCUCCAAGGCCUCAGUUUCUUCACUACAGGCCAAAUCCUCGAAUCGAGCUUUAUCGGGAAAGAGAUGACAAGCAACUCGAGGAGUGCUUAGCAACCGAAAGCUAUUACGACACUGGAGAAACAGAGUCCGAAGGUUCCCAGAGAGAAUCUGAGGAUGCUGCUGCCACGGUUGAAGAGAGUUUUGAGACCAAAAGAAGGUCCAGGCAACAUUUUUGCAUCAAAUCAAAAUUCAUUGUUUUGCUUAUGGUUUUGGCCUUUUCUUACUUUUCAGUUCUAGCAGCUAAUUCUCCAGCUUUUACUUCUAGUGGAUUGGAAGAAUUAAGCCUAUUAAACUUCCAUGUGCCGCCUCAAGUCACCGCUUUUGCAAAAGCUAAAUUUGAUGUUUUCAGUGAAAAUCUUUGGCAAUGGUCGGAUAGCUUUGUAUCUUAUGUUUCCAGUUCGAGAGAAGGGGACAAAUUCAAUCUCUUUGAAUAUGCUAACUUGAGUCAUUUGCUAGAGGAUGAGGAUCAUGUGGUUGAUGAGGAGCACCACGGUCUCAUGUUUGAUCACAGUGUAAUAGCAAAUGAUAAGUAUCAUGGAGAGGUUGAAGCCAAUGAGGCAGUAGAUGAAGAUGAAGAAGAGAUAGAAGAAGAAACUGAUGCAGGAGAAGAUGAAGAACAAGAAGAUUUUAAAAGCUCGGAGCUGGUUCCAGAAGCUGAAACUGAUGCAACGGAGCAAGAGAUCAGAGCUGAGAUGAUUGAACUUGAUGAUCAGUUAGAUGCAGGGUGCAAUGUGGACCUUAAAGCUACUGAAAUUCAACAUGAUAUAUCCAAAACUUGGGACCCUGAGGGUGAUGAAUCGAGCAACAUUGCUGAAACAAUGUUCCCUGAGGAAGAUUCCACUUACAGCUCUCAAAUUUCGGUAGAUGAUUCCACAAUCAACGGACCUGAGGACCAGUUUCCCGUGAAGAAUAUGACGGGUUUUGCUUUGCUUGUGUUGUGUCUAUUAGCAGCUUCAGCUUUAGUCUACACAAAGAGAGGAAAGCCCUCAGUGGCAGCAGGUUUAAAGGAUACAAUCCAUGAACCAUGCCCUUCAGACAUGAGCAGCUCAUCAUCAGAGCCAAAUGAAAAUCAUCAGAGCCAAGAAAGGAGGAAGACUACUUACAGGAGAGAAUCUACAGCUUCAUCCGAUAACUCCAUGGGUUCGUUGUCCUAUGGUAGUUUUACCACGUACGAUAAGAUACCUAGCAAGCAUAGAGGAAGAGAAGAAGGGAUAGUGACCCCGGUUAGGCGUUCGAGCCGAAUCCGAAACCAAGUCAUGACUUCUCCAUGAUGAUGGAAAGAGCUUGUGUAGUUAGUUGUUACAAUUUGCACUGCUGCGCAAUGAACCAUUGUUCUUGGGAAGGAUGUUGACAUAGGGUAGAGCUUAUUGUUAUUGGAUGGUCUCCACUCUCCCAUUGCUUCAUCAACUCUAAUUCUUACCAAUCUAAUCUAAUCUCCUUUUUUUUUUCUUUUCUUUCUUAAUAUGAUUUUUCUUUUAUAUAUAUAUAAUCUUCUACAGUUUUUUAGUGA